Molecule: messenger RNA, 1921 nt
Organism: Medicago truncatula (barrel medic)
Lineage: Eukaryota; Viridiplantae; Streptophyta; Magnoliopsida; Fabales; Fabaceae
Product: ent-kaurenoic acid oxidase 2
Exons: 8
Coding region: 155-1630 (491 amino acids)
Biological process (GO): sterol metabolic process; multicellular organism development; brassinosteroid homeostasis
Cellular component (GO): endoplasmic reticulum
Molecular function (GO): ent-kaurenoic acid monooxygenase activity; heme binding; iron ion binding
Source: RefSeq, a predicted model, not a curated record
UUUUUUUCAUUUUAUUCCUAUUCAUUUCCCUCUUUCUAUCACUCACUAUUACACCUCACUCACACAUGUUUCCUUAUAAAUACAUAGAAAAAGAGUGAAGGACAUAAAGAGUGUUGAGUCAAUUGAGUGAGGUAGCUUGAAUUGAAGUUUGGUGAUGAUUUUAGAGAUGGGUUCCAUGUGGGUGGUCCUUAUGGCCAUUGGUGGUGGUCUUUUAGUCUUAAGAUCCAUUCUCAAAAAUGUAAAUUGGUGGCUCUAUGAAUCCAAAUUAGGUGUGAAGCAGUACUCUCUACCACCUGGUGACAUGGGAUGGCCCUUCAUUGGUAACAUGUGGUCCUUUCUUAGAGCUUUCAAGUCUAAGGACCCUGAUUCCUUCAUCUCCUCCUUUGUCUCGAGAUAUGGAAGUACUGGAAUAUACAAAGCCUUAAUGUUUGGAAACCCAAGUGUGAUUGUGACAACACCUGAAGCAUGCAAAAGAGUUCUAUCAGAUGAUGAAAAAUUCACACCUGGUUGGCCGCGAUCAACGAUAGAGCUCAUCGGAAAGAACUCAUUCAUUGCAAUGGCUUACGACGAACAUAAGCGCCUUAGACGUUUAACAUCAUCUUCGAUCAAUGGCAUGGAAGCACUGUCUUUGUACUUGACAUAUAUCGAAGAGAAUGUUAUAAGCUCGUUAGAGAAAUGGUCCAACAUGGGACAAAUUGAGUUUUUAACCGAGAUUCGAAAGCUUACUUUUAAAAUCAUUAUGCAUAUUUUCCUUAGCUCAGAAAGUGAACCUGUUAUGGAGGCUUUGGAAAAAGAAUACACAAUACUUAAUCAUGGAGUUCGAGCUAUGCACAUAAAUGUUCCUGGAUUUGCUUAUUAUAAAGCUCUCAAGGCUAGGAAAAAUCUAGUUGCGAUAUUUCAAUCUAUUGUGGAUGAGAGAAGAAAUAUAAGGAAGAGAUAUUCACAGAAGAAAGCCAAAGAUAUGAUGGAUUCUCUCAUAGAUGUUGAAGAUGAUAAUGGAAGAAAAUUGGGUGAUGAAGAUAUCAUUGAUAUAAUGUUAAUGUACUUGAAUGCUGGUCAUGAGUCUUCAGGACAUAUUACCAUGUGGGCUACCUAUUUCUUACAAAAGCAUCCAGAAUAUCUUCAAAAGGCCAAGGAAGAACAAGAAGAAAUAAUAAAGAGGAGGCCUCCAACACAAAAAGGGUUGACCCUUAAGGAAAUCCGCGGCAUGGAUUUUCUUUAUAAGGUGAUCGAUGAAACAAUGCGCGUGAUAACAUUCUCAUUGGUGGUCUUUCGAGAGGCAAAAUCAGAUGUCAUGAUCAAUGGUUACACCAUUCCAAAAGGUUGGAAAGUGCUAACAUGGUUCAGAUCAGUUCACCUUGACCCUGAAAUAUAUCCCAAUCCAAAGGAAUUUAAUCCUAAUAGAUGGAAUAAGGAACACAAGGCAGGGGAAUUCCUUCCCUUUGGAGCAGGAACUAGAUUGUGUCCUGGCAAUGAUCUUGCCAAAAUGGAAAUAGCAGUUUUUCUUCAUCAUUUCAUUCUAAAUUACCAGCUUGAACAACUUAAUCCUAAAUGCCCUGUUAGAUACUUACCACAUACAAGGCCAAUGGACAAUUGCUUAGGAAGGGUCAAGAAAUGUUCAUCUACAUAAACUUGAAGUGGAAGAAAGAGAGAGAGCUUAUGACAUGAAUAUGGUUCUUUGUAAUAUGAAAAAUAUCUUCAUGUUUGCCUUUUGAUAAAUCCACAAAUCCUAAGCUACUUUCAGCUACGUUAUCAUAGUUGGAUGAAAAAGUGUAGGAAGUUUCACACCUUAUACAAAUAAGAAAUAAAUAUAAUUAGCAAGUCUCAUGCUACCCUUUAAGCUUAUGAUUAUCUCUAUCUACAUUCAAAAGAAAAAAUUCUUGUUUACUUUUUUUCCAUAAAAAAUCUUUUUUACUUUCCA